Molecule: messenger RNA, 2046 nt
Organism: Ostreobium quekettii
Lineage: Eukaryota; Viridiplantae; Chlorophyta; Ulvophyceae; Bryopsidales; Ostreobiaceae
Source: the annotation of a GenBank genome assembly
AUGGGGAAGAAGGACCGCAGGCACAAGAGCCACAAACGGAGCCGCCGCGACUCGGACAGCGAUUCGGAUGGCCGAGGGUCGGGGAAGAGACCCAGAACGGAGAAGCUGGUGAAGAAGGUCACCAGACACCUGAAAAAGCACAAAACUAACGUUCCUGGCUACAGCAAUGAAGACAACAUGUUCAACGAUCCAAACCUAACAGAAGGGUUUGUGUGGAAGAAGAAAAUCGAAAAGCAAAUCAAUGAAGGUGUGCCUUUGUCGAAUUUGAGUGCCAAAGUGGAGCGGAUACGCCACAAUGAAAGGCUGAAAGAAAUAGACAAGGUGAAGAAAGCCAGGGAGGAGCGUGAGGCGGAGCUGGCAAGACAGCAAGAAGAACUGAGCCUUGUGGAGCGCGCUCGGUAUGCUGCUGAAGCAACAGAAGCUGCUGCCAAAGAAGAAGAGUUCCUCUUUCAGCAAGCAAUGAUGAGCUGCAGAAUGAGGGUCAGAUCUGGGAGGAUGGAGCCCAUCGACUUUGUUGCCAGAAACUUGGAUCCUGAGCUUGCCAUGGCGGCUAAUCUUGCCAACGAGCCACCAUACCUUAUAUUGAACAGGCUGAACCUGGAGGAAAUGGAGAAGUUGAUGGAUAACAUCAAGCAAUUCAAGGAGAUGGAUCAGCAUGACAGUGUACAUGAAGAGUUCUGGGCCGCAAUGCAUGAGGUAGCGACACAUGAACUGACUGUGGCAACACAGCAAGACAUGAUGGACAGGGCAAAGUUGAAAGGAGAGGUCCAUGAGGGCGCUUUGAAAGCAGAAGAACUGCAUGUUGAAAGUGAAGUUCAGAGCAUGAUGGCAGGUAAGAGCUAUUCAGAGCUGUGCGACUUGGAGCAAGAGCUGCUGAAGAUGGUUGAGGGUGGUGAGGGUGGCGACCCAGAGUACUGGGAGCAUGUCCUGUCACACCUGAAAGUGCACAAGGCACGUGCCAAGCUGAGGUCCCUUCAGCAGACUUUGAUAGAGCAGCACAUGACAAAGUUGGCAGAGAUGGUCAAGAGCCAGCAGGAAGAGGAGGUGAAAGAGGCUGACGAGGCUGAACCACACAUCAUCCCAGGGACAUCUGCAGCAACGAAUGAAGACCUAGAAACGAUGGAGGCAGAGGCACAGGACCCUGUUGCAUCCCGUUGGGGAGCCUAUGUUGCAUCCACUAGCACUGCUGCUCCUGAUGCAGGGGAGCAGCUUGUGUUUGCUGACGAUGGGAGGUACUCACCUGAGCCUGUCGAUCCGGGGAGCAUUAUGGGUGAGGAAGUGGUUCCUGAGGAGGAAGAUCGGAAAAUUUUAAGGAUGCUGAGGGAACAGGUGCGUUUGAUGUAUUCGGACCAUUUCCGUCAAGCUGCAGAGGCUGCAGCUGCAGCUGCAAGCCAGAUGAGCGCAUCGGACAGUGCCUAUCAGGCCAUGAUCCUGGACCCCUCCAGGCAUCCCUCUGGUGUCCAUCCCAUGCUGAGGCACAUCACUGAAGCAGCCCCGCACGGGGACGAUCCCUUGGCGUUCAGAUCUGGAAUCGCCCCUCCUGUGGAGGAUGAGGACCCAGCGAUGCAGCGCCUGAGGGCUGAAGCCAUGAGGAGGAUGGGCGAGGACAGGGGGGACCAGCCCUUUGGUGGAGAGGUCCGCCUGGAGAGCAGGGUGUAUUGGUGGCAUGAGAAGUACCGCCCAAGGAAGCCAAAGUAUUUUAACAGGGUCCACACGGGCUACGAAUGGAACAAGUACAACCAGACGCACUACGACCACGACAACCCUCCUCCCAAGGUUGUCCAGGGCUACAAGUUCAACAUCUUCUACCCCGACCUGAUGGACAAGAGUCUUGCCCCAACAUACACUCUGGAAAAGGACACUCAGUCGAAGGAUGGGUCGACGUGCUUGUUGAGAUUCAAGGCAGGUCCCCCUUAUGAGGACAUCGCGUUCAGGAUCGUCAACAAGGACUGGGAGUACAGCCACAAGAAGGGCUUCAAGUGCACUUUUGAGCGAGGCAUCCUUCAUCUCUACUUCAACUUCAAGCGGCAAAGGUAUCGAAGAUGA